GGUAUGUCUGACGUGGCCAACAACCUGCCCUUCUUUUUUGGCAAUAUCACCCGAGAGGAGGCAGAAGAUUACCUGGUCCAGGGUGGCAUGAUCGAUGGACUCUAUCUGCUGCGCCAGAGUCGCAAUUACCUGGGAGGAUUUGCUCUGUCCGUGGCCUACGGGAGGAAGGCACAUCACUACACCAUCGAGCGAGAGCUGAAUGGGACCUAUGCCAUUGCAGGUGGCAGGACUCAUGGCAGCCCUGCUGAGCUCUGCCUUUAUCACUCUCAGGAGUCUGAUGGUCUCAUCUGCCUCCUCAAGAAGCCUUUAAACCGACCUCCUGGGGUACAGCCUAAGACUGGACCCUUUGAAGACUUGAAGGAAAACCUUAUCAGGGAGUAUGUGAAACAGACAUGGAAUCUGCAGGGUCAAGCUUUGGAGCAAGCCAUUAUCAGUCAGAAACCACAGCUGGAGAAGCUCAUUGCUACCACCGCCCAUGAAAAAAUGCCCUGGUUCCAUGGGAAAAUCUCUCGGGAUGAAUCUGAGCAGAUUGUCCUAAUAGGAUCAAAGACAAAUGGAAAAUUUUUGAUUCGAGCCCGCGACAACAACGGGUCCUAUGCCCUUUGUCUACUGCAUGAGGGGAAGGUGCUGCACUAUCGCAUAGAUAAAGACAAAACUGGGAAACUCUCCAUCCCAGAUGGGAAGAAGUUUGACACACUUUGGCAGCUAGUCGAACACUAUUCUUACAAACCAGAUGGUUUGUUAAGAGUGCUUACAGUUCCAUGUCAAAAAAUUGGUGCAGAUAAUGGGAAUAUUAAUUUCAGGAGUCAGCCACCACUUUCAAGUUUUAACUCUAUGGUAAGUAAUCAGAACCAACUUGACAAAAGUUCUGUGUUUAAUCCUUAUGAGUCAGACCGAGGACCAUGGACAACUGAACGAGGUCCCCAGAGAGAAGCCAUGCCAAUGGAUACUGAAGUGUAUGAAAGCCCCUAUGCAGACCCCGAGGAGAUAAGGCCGAAAGAGGUCUAUCUGGAUCGAAAGCUGCUGACCCUGGAAGACAAAGAGCUUGGCUCUGGUAACUUUGGUACUGUGAAGAAAGGUUACUACAAAAUGAAAAAAGUUGUGAAAACAGUGGCUGUGAAAAUACUGAAGAAUGAAGCCAAUGACCCAGCUCUCAAAGAUGAGUUGUUAGCAGAAGCCAAUGUCAUGCAGCAGCUUGAUAACCCUUACAUUGUGCGUAUGAUUGGGAUCUGUGAGGCUGAGUCCUGGAUGUUGGUGAUGGAGAUGGCGGAACUUGGGCCCCUUAAUAAAUACCUGCAGCAGAACAGGCACGUCAAGGAUAAGAACAUAAUAGAGCUGGUUCAUCAGGUUUCUAUGGGAAUGAAAUAUUUGGAGGAGUGCAAUUUUGUUCACAGAGAUCUAGCUGCAAGAAAUGUGUUGCUGGUUACUCAACAUUAUGCCAAAAUCAGUGAUUUUGGACUUUCCAAAGCACUUCGUGCUGAUGAAAACUACUACAAGGCCCAGACUCAUGGGAAGUGGCCUGUGAAGUGGUAUGCUCCAGAAUGCAUCAACUACUACAAGUUCUCCAGCAAGAGUGAUGUCUGGAGCUUCGGAGUGCUGAUGUGGGAAGCAUUUUCCUAUGGGCAGAAGCCAUAUCGAGGAAUGAAAGGAAGUGAAGUGUCUGUUAUGCUAGAAAAAGGAGAAAGGAUGGGGUGCCCUCCAGGCUGUCCAAGAGAGAUGUAUGAACUGAUGAAUCUGUGCUGGACAUAUGAGGUGGAAAACAGACCUGGAUUCGUAGCAGUGGAGUUGCGGCUGCGGAAUUACUAUUAUGACGUGGUUAACUAA
Molecule: messenger RNA, 1824 nt
Organism: Chrysochloris asiatica (Cape golden mole)
Lineage: Eukaryota; Metazoa; Chordata; Mammalia; Afrosoricida; Chrysochloridae
Gene: SYK
Product: spleen tyrosine kinase
Exons: 13
Coding region: 4-1824 (606 amino acids)
Biological process (GO): positive regulation of cell adhesion mediated by integrin; neutrophil activation involved in immune response; innate immune response
Cellular component (GO): extrinsic component of cytoplasmic side of plasma membrane; cytoplasm
Molecular function (GO): ATP binding; signaling receptor binding; non-membrane spanning protein tyrosine kinase activity
Source: RefSeq, a predicted model, not a curated record